AGAACGCAGCGCAACGCAGGAAAGGCUUUGUGUUGUUGUUGUUGUUUGUGAGAGAGAGUAAGAAUGGAAGUGGAUGAUGACUGGGAUUUGAGCGCAGAAGACCUCGAUUCUCUCGAAAGAGACGCUUUCCAGAAGAUUGCUCAACUACGCCACCCUUCUUCUUCUUCUUCUCAGCAAUUAAACUUGCAUCAACACCAUUCUGCAACCAACCACUUGGAGCCAUUCCCACGAAAUCCCGUUCCCGAUUCACGUCCUCAAAGAGUUGAUGCUGUUUCUCAAGGAGCUAGAGUAUUACCCACGUCAUUGAAAUCAGGGACAAACAAAGAUGAACAUUCGAAAGAACUGCCAAAGGUUUCAGUUAAAUUUUUUCUUCAUUCCACUGGAAACGUGGCAGCAAAGUUUCAAUAUGACCAGGUAGUAGUUGCUGCUUUUAAGAGAAUCACUAAAUCUUCUUGGAAUGCAAAAGAAAGGUUAUGGAUGUUCCCGCUGUCUUCUUUGCCGGAAGCAGAAAAGGUUCUUGGAGAAAUAUCUGGUUAUAAUGUUCAGGUGGAAAACGUAGAUCCCUUGGUGCAUCGGGCCAUUGCUGCUGCAUUCGCUGUUCCUGAUCUUCGAGAUCGAUACACCAAGAUCCCUAGCUAUAUUGAAUCAAAGCUUUUGCCAUUUCAGCGAGAAGGUGUUAGGUUUAUAUUGCAGCAUGGAGGACGUGCUCUUUUAGCAGAUGAAAUGGGACUGGGGAAAACCUUGCAGGGUGAAAGUAAACUGUAUUUACCAUUUCAUGCUAUCCUUGCACCAUCACCAUGGGCUGGUGUUGAAUAUCAUAAUCUGAGCUCAAAGUAG
Messenger RNA from Gastrolobium bilobum, 837 nucleotides. RefSeq lists its product as uncharacterized. Gene Ontology annotation, cellular component: nuclear replication fork. The transcript is spliced from 10 exons. Lineage: Eukaryota; Viridiplantae; Streptophyta; Magnoliopsida; Fabales; Fabaceae. The record is from RefSeq and is a predicted model, not a curated record. The coding region runs from base 64 to 837 and encodes 257 amino acids. Gene Ontology annotation, biological process: replication fork processing; DNA repair.